Messenger RNA from Phacochoerus africanus (Common warthog), 1928 nucleotides. Its product is annotated as annexin A8. The transcript is spliced from 12 exons. The coding region runs from base 93 to 1076 and encodes 327 amino acids. Gene Ontology annotation, molecular function: calcium ion binding; calcium-dependent phospholipid binding. Gene Ontology annotation, cellular component: cytoplasm. The record is from RefSeq and is a predicted model, not a curated record. NCBI's taxonomy places the organism in Eukaryota, Metazoa, Chordata, Mammalia, Artiodactyla, Suidae. Gene Ontology annotation, biological process: endosomal transport; endosome organization; negative regulation of serine-type endopeptidase activity.
CAGGGGCUGAGCGUGCAGAGUCUCCAAGUGGAGGGAGAGCUGACUGGUGUAUCUUCAUCUCCUCUGGAUAAGGCGCCAGUGAGGUGGACCAGAUGGCCUGGUGGAAAGCCUGGAUAGAACAGGAGGGCGUCUCGGUGAAGGGCAGCCCCCACUUCAACCCAGACCCCGACGCGGAGACCCUCUACAAAGCCAUGAAGGGGAUCGGGACCAACGAGCAGGCCAUCAUCGACGUGCUCACGAAGAGAAGCAAUGCUCAGCGGCAGCAGAUCGCCAAGUCCUUCAAGGCUCAGUUUGGCAAGGAUCUCACUGAGACCUUGAAGUCGGAGCUGAGUGGCAAGUUCGAGAGGCUCAUCAUAGCCCUCAUGUACCCUCCAUACAAAUACGAAGCCAAGGAGCUGCAUGAUGCCAUGGAGGGCUUAGGUACCAAAGAGGGUGUCAUCAUUGAAAUUCUGGCUUCUCGGACCAAGAACCAGCUGCAGGAGAUAAUGAAGGCGUAUGAGGAGGACUACGGGUCCAGCCUGGAGGAAGACAUACAAGCAGAUACCAGUGGCUACCUGGAGAGGAUCCUGGUGUGCCUUCUACAGGGCAGCAGAGAUGACGUGAGUGGCUUCGUGGACCCAGGACUGGCCCUCCAGGAUGCCCAGGAUCUGUAUGCAGCGGGUGAGAAGAUUCGUGGGACUGAUGAGAUGAAAUUCAUCACCAUCUUGUGCACACGCAGUGCCACACACCUGAUGAGAGUGUUUGAGGAAUAUGAGAAAAUCGCCAACAAGAGCAUUGAGGACAGCAUCAAGAGUGAGACCCAUGGCUCGCUGGAGGAGGCCAUGCUCACAGUGGUAAAAUGUACCCGGAACCUCCACAGCUACUUUGCUGAGAGACUUUACUACGCCAUGAAGGGAGCAGGAACUCGCGAUGGGACCCUGAUCAGAAACAUCGUCUCGAGGAGUGAGAUCGACUUAAAUCUCAUCAAGGGUCAGUUCAACAAGAUGUACGGCAAGACCCUCAGCAGCAUGAUCAUGGAAGACACCAGUGGCGACUACAAGAAUGCCUUGCUGAACCUGGUGGGCAGCGACCCCUGAAGGCUCAGAAAGACAAGAGCAAAGGCCAAGAAGCCGGAGCCCCUGGGUCCUGCUUGCUCAAACUUGGCCAUGGGGGGUGGGGGGGUGGGGGGGGAGGCCACAGCAUGCCUUUCAGUCUUCUAUCUCUCAGCUUCCAGUGCUAUUCAGCCAGGUUCUCUCUGACCCAGAAGGAAGGAUCAGCCUGGGGCUCCUACCUCCCCUAGACUCCCAGGUCAGUUCCAGAUGUGAACACACUGCCAACCUCAGCAUGAAUCUGGUCUGACAACUACCUGGACAAGAAGGGUCUGCAAGGGCUCGUGAUUGUUUCUUCCUUUCUACACAGGUCAUAGAGUCCCCUUGUGAAUGACAGGUCACAGAGUCCCCUAGACACAAGGUACACAGAUAUUCAGUCCCACUUCCAUUUACUAAUCUGGAUCCGCAGAGACAGGACCAUGGAAUAUGGAAUUUUAAUAAGAAUCUCAGCUGAUACCCUUCUCUUUCAGGCAAACAGAGAAGACUGUGAGAGCCCAUGUGUUUCAGAGCACAUACUCAUGGGCAGCUUGAGAAAGGAACACACACACCCAGGCCACAGGGCUGCCACUAACAUUCAUUUACCAGCUUCUUCAAAAAAUAUUAGGCUACAGGUAGACCAACAGAGAGAGCUGCAAAUAAGUGUCCUGACACAAGGACACUGUGUUCCAAGAGGCUCAGGCUUCUCCAGUCCUUGAUCAAAUUAGCUGCUCCUUCCUUCCAUGACACAAGCACGGAACAGCUCUAAUCCUGACCAAAUGGCAACAGCAGCUUGUUACAGGAGAAGCUGAGAUGCCUGUGUCAUGCUUUCAGAAUAAUAAAGAUUUGUACAUUUGGUUCUAA